AACCGUGUCUAGUUUAUUUGUCUCUGCUCAAGUAGAUAUUUGAAAGAUUACGGUUUGUCUCUGAUUGCAAUUUGCAAAAAUAAUGUUAUUGGUGACUUCUGAGAAAUCAUAACGAUUAUAAAACUAUCUAAGUAUAUCAACUAGUCAUUUAAAAGUAACCUUUUUAUCCCUAAUUUAAAAUACAUAACGAUAUGGAGUCUAAAGAAUCGGCUUCGUCCAGUGAGCGAGUAAUUAGUUUUACAGAUAGUCCUGAUGUUGUAUUCGGCCACAAACGCUGCAAUACUAGUGACGUCAAGUGGGUGGCCAUCAAAGAAUUAUAUGAAAAGAUACAGAGACCCCAUUACUAUGAUAUUGGGGGCACAUAUAAUGAUGAAAGCCCCGAUUACUGGUUCACUUGCAAAACUGAGCAAGUGUUGGAUAUUUAUCUUCUCCACUUAUUUGUUUACAAAUAUGGUGAAGGUGCUUAUAAUGUGGCCGUUAGUGUUGGAAAUUAUUUGAAGACUGACAAAAAGAACAAUACCAUACAUUUGCCUCGCUUACUCAAGGAGUAUGAUUUUAAUAACACUAGAAGCCUGUUGGAUCUUUACAAAGAUGAGGAUGAACAUAAUAUUAAUAGGUUUGAAUAUAUCACUACAUACAAAUUUACAGAUCUUGAUAUUGAAUUUAUGAAAGAUAAGAUUUUCCUCAUAGCUGUAUCUUUUGGGCCUCACAAGGCAGUGGAUUUAGAUAUAGUUAAUGAAAUUAAAUUAAGUCACGACUAUGGCGAAUUAUUCAAAGAUCCCGUCGGGUCCGACUUCACGAUCGAAUCUAGUGAUGGUGAGAAAUUUGAAGUGCACAAAAUCAUAUUGUCCGCGCACAGCACAGUGUUCAAAGCUAUGUUUAAAGAAGAAACCGCAGAGAGUCAGAACAGCUAUGUCAAACUAGUUGAUGUGAAGGGAGAAGAUCUCAAAUACAUGUUGGAAUACAUCUAUACAGGGACUAUAAAGGAUUUAGACAAUGUUGAUUUUGCGAAUGUGCUUAUUUUGGCGGACAUGUAUAAUUUAAAAGGUUUAUUCACAUUGUCCCAGAUAGCUCUAGAAAAGCAAUUAACACCAUCAAAUGUGAUGUACACAUUGAUAAUAGCAGAUAUGUAUGAUGCAGAAUAUUUAAAAAAUUCAACAAUGAAAUAUCUCAAGAAGAAUGCUAGUACAUUAGAUAAAAAUGCUUUUAGUGAAAUUAAUAAUGUUACUCUGAUGAGAGAACUGUUCAACUAUAUUACCUCGCCUUAAUCGUAUCGCAUCAAAUGUGCCUUCUAUGAGGUUGAAUUUGUGUCAUCCAAAGUAUUAAUUUUGUCUUUAUAGCCAAGUUGUGGCGCAGAUAGUUGUUGUAUGGUAUUAACAGGA
This is a messenger RNA of Manduca sexta (tobacco hornworm), 1382 nucleotides long. RefSeq names its product BTB/POZ domain-containing protein At1g55760. Gene Ontology annotation, molecular function: ubiquitin protein ligase binding. The record is from RefSeq and is a predicted model, not a curated record. Gene Ontology annotation, cellular component: cytoplasm; nucleus. NCBI's taxonomy places the organism in Eukaryota, Metazoa, Arthropoda, Insecta, Lepidoptera, Sphingidae. Gene Ontology annotation, biological process: proteasome-mediated ubiquitin-dependent protein catabolic process; regulation of proteolysis. The transcript is spliced from 2 exons. The coding region runs from base 192 to 1268 and encodes 358 amino acids.